Messenger RNA from Aspergillus clavatus NRRL 1, 516 nucleotides. RefSeq names its product putative iron-sulfur cofactor synthesis protein (Isu1). The record is from RefSeq and is a predicted model, not a curated record. Gene Ontology annotation, biological process: iron-sulfur cluster assembly; intracellular iron ion homeostasis. Gene Ontology annotation, molecular function: ferrous iron binding; 2 iron, 2 sulfur cluster binding. NCBI's taxonomy places the organism in Eukaryota, Fungi, Ascomycota, Eurotiomycetes, Eurotiales, Aspergillaceae. The transcript is spliced from 2 exons. Gene Ontology annotation, cellular component: mitochondrial matrix; cytoplasm. Bases 1 to 516 code for a protein of 171 amino acids.
AUGAGAAAGAUAAGUAGAGUGGAUUGCUUGGUGCUUAUGGGGACUGGUUCAAUGCUGACCGUCUGUGUACUGCUAGAUCAUUAUAACAACCCUCGUAACGUUGGCUCGUUACCUAAGGAUGCUCCUGAUGUCGGUCUGGGUCUGGUCGGAGCGCCUGCUUGCGGUGAUGUGAUGAAGCUCCAGAUUCGUGUCGACAAGGACACCUCCAAAAUCACCGACGUCAAGUUCAAGACCUUUGGAUGCGGUAGCGCUAUCGCCAGCUCCAGCUAUCUGACUGAAUUGGUGCGCGGAAUGACUCUCGACGAAGCCGCCAAGAUCCGGAACACAGACAUCGCCAAGGAACUGUGCCUGCCUCCCGUCAAGUUACAUUGCUCCAUGCUUGCCGAAGAUGCGAUCAAGUCCGCCAUCAACGACUACUACACCAAGAACCCCAAGGCCACCAAGACCGAUCUCUCCGGCACUGGGGCUUCGUUGCCCAACAUCGAGAAGACCGAGGGCGCUACCGCCAGCCUGUGA